AUGUCGGGCACCACCGAGGGCGGGCAUGCGAACGUGGGAGGCGGCUUUGACCUGCUUCGGCGAGCCACGCAGGCCAUGAUGUCAAAAACCGCCGCCACCGACGAAGAUGGCGUGGACCACAUUGGCUCCGACACGCCACGCUCGGGCAUCGCCACUCCUCAGCCAGACCUUCAGGACAAACGUCUGCCCGGCAUCAUGAGCUACUUCGGCCAGAGCGGUCCGCCGACUCCCACGAGAGCACUGUCCGCUGCUCACUCGUCGCAAUCAGAAGGCAAGGAGACGCCUAGUCGAACCAGCAACGACGGCGUCGAUGCGAGCGGAUUGCAGACGCCGCGGAGUGCCACCGGCGCUCAGGCUCCGGCGCCAAAGGGGAAAUUGAGGAUUAAGAUCACCGAGGCGCGAGGGCUGCGUAGGAGCCGCGACCCGUACGUCGUCGCCGUCUUCCAGCGGAGCGAGCUCAUCUCGGGCGGGCCGCGGCCUGCCGAGGAAGACGAAAUCCCCAACGCGCCGCCGUCGGCCUUUGGCGGCAUCCCAAUACAACGCCAAGGCAGCGACUCUGGCCGCCCAAUGGCCAUUCCCAUGCGAAGUCGCCAGAGUAGCAACACGAGCAUCACCGACUACAACACUUUCCGAAACCGAACACCUCGCACCCAGUUCCUGAACCCGAAAUGGGAUGCCGAAGCUGUCUAUGACGUUGUAGAUUCCAACAUGCUGGUCGACAUAUCCGUAUACGAUCACUCGGCCGUGGGCGAAGAAUUCCUGGGACACGUCGGCUUUCAGGCUACCAGAGAUCACGACGGCCCCGUCAAGGGCUGGUUUACGCUGCGGGGCCAUGCAGACACAGUGGCCGAGAACGCCCCGACCGGCGAGAUAUACGUUGAGGCCUUGUAUCAGCGGUCGGAGAGAAAACAGUUCGGCCCAAGCGAUUUCGAAAUCCUCAAGCUCAUUGGCAAAGGGACGUUUGGCCAAGUCUACCAAGUACGGAAGAGGGACACGCAGCGCAUCUAUGCCAUGAAGGUGCUGCAGAAGAAGGUGAUUGUGCAGAAGAAGGAGGUCGCGCACACGGUCGGAGAGCGCAACAUUCUCGUGCGGACGGCCAUGUCCGAUUCGCCCUUCAUCGUCGGCCUCAAGUUUUCUUUCCAGACGCCAUCUGAGCUGUACCUGGUGACCGACUACAUGUCCGGCGGAGAGCUGUUCUGGCACUUGCAAAAAGAAGGCCGCUUCGACGAGCGGCGCGCCAAGUUUUACAUUGCCGAAUUAAUCUUAGCCAUCCAGCAUCUACACAACAACGAUAUUGUCUACCGCGACCUCAAACCAGAAAAUAUACUCUUGGACGCCAACGGCCACAUUGCGCUGUGUGACUUUGGGCUAUCCAAGGCAAACUUGACCAAGAACGACACGACCAACACAUUCUGUGGGACGACCGAGUAUCUGGCGCCAGAGGUGCUGUUGGAUGAGUCGGGGUACACCAAGAUGGUUGACUUCUGGUCCUUGGGCGUGCUGGUGUUUGAGAUGUGCUGCGGCUGGAGCCCGUUCUACGCCGAGGACACGCAACAAAUGUACAAGAAUAUUGCUUUCGGCAAAGUCCGGUUCCCUCGCGACACCCUCUCACAAGAAGGCCGAAAUUUCGUCAAGGGGUUACUUAACAGAAACCCCAAGCACAGGCUGGGGGCGACGGAUGACGCCGAAGAGCUCAAGCGACAUGCCUUCUUCGCCGACAUCGAUUGGGAAAUCUUGGCAAAGAAGCUCAUCACGCCCCCCUUCAGGCCAAAGCUCAAAUCCGAGACAGACGUUUCCUACUUCGAUCCCGAGUUCACCAACGCGUUGGAUCAGAACGGGUCACUUAACGAGCGCGCAGCGGCGCUGGCACGGGGCUACGCGACAUCCACGCCUCUGUCUCCGUCGGUCCAAGCCAACUUCCAGGGCUUCACCUUUGUCGACGAAAGCGCGCUCGAUGACCACAUGAGGGAUCGGAUCAGGCAUGACGACGAGGAAAUGAACGAUGCGCACGCGAAUCACGACGACGAAGAUUGGGACAACUUGGACGACAUUGAUCUACGCAAGGCAAACCGUAUGAGUGGCAUCAUCAAAACGUCAACGGCGGAUGAGCAAAUGGUCGGCGGCUCACACUUUGACGUAUAG
Molecule: messenger RNA, 2142 nt
Organism: Hirsutella rhossiliensis
Lineage: Eukaryota; Fungi; Ascomycota; Sordariomycetes; Hypocreales; Ophiocordycipitaceae
Product: kinase
Exons: 4
Coding region: 1-2142 (713 amino acids)
Biological process (GO): protein phosphorylation
Molecular function (GO): protein serine/threonine kinase activity; ATP binding
Source: RefSeq, a predicted model, not a curated record